GUGAGGGGGAGGGGGGGGGAGUGAAAGUUUUACUCUCCCCAAGACUGCUGCAGGUUUUUGCUGCACACUGCUACCAAAAGUUUUGGUCUUUUAAGUGUUGAAAAUAGAGAGAGAAAGAGUGGGAAGUCAGACCAGAACCACCUAGCAGAGCUCCACUCUCUUCUUCCGUCUUCCUCUCUGUGUUUUUCUAUCUGGGUUUAUCUCUUUUGGUUUAAUAAUCUUCGUCGUCUUCAACCUCUGAACUAUACUGUACUUGGGUUUUUUUUUUUUUUUUUUCUUUCUGUUUGUUUGGAGGGAAAGAAAAAGUUUCACCUGCUUUUAUUUCGGGGUUUCUCUGGUUUUUUUUUUUCAUUUUAAUUAUGAUAGUUUCUUUUUAUUGGAUAUCAUUAUGUUAAAAUAAUAAGAGCAUAAUAAUAAAAAGUACCAAGUCACACCCAUUAUUGAUUGCCCUUUUGAAACAAAGUCCAACUUUCCACUCCUUACCCUCUUCUCCUUAUCAUUUAAUCUCUCUCUGUCCCUCAGUCUUUACUCUUCACUCUCUCUUUCUCUCUCUUUCUCUUUCUCUUUCUCUUUCUCUCUGGAAGGGAAGCUUUUUCUGGAGUGGGUGACAGUGGUUGUGGAGUUCAGCAGCCAUGGAUUCCUAUGAAGCAACAAGAAUGGUUUUUUCAAGGAUCCAGAAUCUGGACCCUGAAAAUUCUUCGAAGAUCAUGGGUUACCUUCUUAUACAAGACCAUGGAGAGAAGGAAAUGAUUCGUUUAGCGUUCGGACCGGAAGCUCUGAUUCAUUCUUUGAUUGCUAAAGCCAAAACCCAUUUGGGAAUUCCUUCGAACACUUCAUCAACACCUUCGACUCCUUCUUCUUCUUCUCCAUCUCCCUUUCAGAGACCUAAUCCUCUUGUUCUUAACGCUUCUGGUAUCAGUAAUAACGUUAAUGGCUUCGACAUUACAAACCCAUCUUCUCCUUCUACUCACUGGCCUCUCACCGAUCUUCGCAGCCCGACUUAUGCUAACAUUGUUAAUGGAACCAGCAACCCUGGUUCUGGUUCUGGGUCUUUGUCGUCUACUACCGUAUCGUCUUUAACCUCUGCAUUUCCUUACUAUAACAACGCUAGUAGCUUUGCUGGUAACUGCAAUGACUUCAUUGAUGAUUACCAGCUUCAAGAUCAGCCUUCUUUUCUCAACGACUCCAAAGCUGACGAUCUAUUCGAUCCGCGUCUUGAUUUAGCUGUGAGUCCGGGUCCCUACGGUGAGUCUCCUUUGCACAGGCGGAGCUUCUCGGUGCCCGGCAUGUGUUUCGGGUCGGAAGAUAUGAACUCCGGCUUCGGCUGGAAGCCGUGCUUGUAUUUCGCCCGAGGGUUUUGUAAGAACGGGAGCAGUUGCCGGUUCCUUCAUGGGGAUUCAGCUGAUCCUUCCGCCAUUGUUGGUUCACCCAGCAAGCUCAGUGAGUUUGAACAGUGCCAGGAGAUACUCAGAUCAAAAGCUGCUGCGCAACAAAAGCUGGCUGCGGCUUCUCAAUUCAUGGCCGGUGCUUCCUUCCCCUACAACAAAUGCAUGAACUACUUUUUUCAACAACAAAGUGACUCCCAAAGAUCAGCUGCAGCUGCAUUGAUGAUGGGGGAUGAGCUGCACAAGUUUGGGCGGUGUAGACCAGAAAGGAGUGAUUUCUCUGCAAUGGGAUUAGGAGUGAAUCCUGGGUCUAGACAGAUAUACUUAACAUUUCCAGCUGACAGUACUUUUAGAGAAGAAGAUGUAUCCAAUUAUUUCAGUAUUUAUGGACCAGUUCAAGACGUGAGAAUACCAUACCAGCAGAAGAGAAUGUUUGGGUUUGUAACAUUUGUAUAUCCGGAGACAGUGAAGCUCAUAUUGGCCAAAGGGAACCCUCAUUUUGUCUGUGAUUCUCGUGUGCUUGUCAAGCCUUAUAAGGAGAAAGGAAAAAUUCCAGAAAAGAAGCAACAGCACCAACAGCAACAGAUGGAGAGGGGAGAGUAUUCUGCGUGUUCAAGCCCUUCAGCCCUUGAUUCUUCCCGCGAACCAUUCGAUCUCCAUCUUGGAGCAAGGAUGUUUUACAACACUCAAGAGAUGUUGUUGAGAAAGAAAUUAGAGGAACAAGCUGACUUGCAGCAAGCUAUUGAGCUUCACGGAAGAAGACUAAUGAAUUUGCAACUACUAGAUUUCAAGAACCAUCAGCAUAAUCAUCAUUAUCAUCAUGGUUUAUCUAGUGGGUCUCCCAUGCCUUCUCCAACUCUGGCUACCACUCCCAACAAUCAAAUCCUCAUUUUUCCUGCUGAUAGCAUUGAUCAAGAAGUCCCAGAAGAAAAUGGUGGCAGCCCAGUUGCAGCUUCCAAGGCAGAAGCUGCUGAUAAGCCGCAACAGCAGCAAGAAGUGAAGAUAGCUUGUAAUCACAACAAUGGAAAUGGAAAGAAUAUUGGUAUUAAAGAGGAAAAAGCUAAUAAUGAAGAAAAUGAUCUUCCAGAAAGUUUAGAGCACAUUCUCCCUGAUAACCUCUUUGCAUCGCCAAAAAAGUCAGCCGGUGAACAUGUCACAGCCUUCUCCACAGACACUGAUGAAAAAUGUGCAACUUCAACUACAUCAUGUUCUUCUGAUAACCCUUCCAUGCUCACUUCUGCAAUGACUACUCCACUUAAAUCAUGUUUUCUUCAAAUGUCCAGGUUCCCUUCUGGGCAUGGAACCAUUGGCAUGUAGUUGGCAAGAAGUUAAAGCAUGGCCAGCAAUUGGGGAUUGACUCUGUUAGGAUACAUACUGGGAAGCAUAUAUACUAGCAAGGAAGAAAGUAAAAAUUUGAGGAAAAAAAAAAGAAAAUCCUCUAGCUGUAUAGCCAAAACUAUACCCACAACAAAGAAGAAAAAAGAUCUGUAGACAAGAUCUCAGCAAGAUCACCAUCAUCGUCAAUACAUACUUCUUACAAUGAAUACAUAAUGCAUAGGUUAAAGACAGAUGAACUGAUUUAUGGGAGUGGGGUCUCUCCUUUCCUAUAUAGUGUAUUGUGUACCUCUCUCUUUCUCUCUCUCUCUAUCUCUAUAGGUGAGUGUGCUGGACUGGACCACUCAAGCAGCAGGAAGCAGUCAGAAGUGCAGAACAAAGACUAGUAACUCUUAUUAUCAUCAUCAUCAUCUUCAUAUAUUGUAAUUUACUCUUUUUCACUUUUUUUUUUUAAAGUUUUACUGUUUACCCUCCUAUAUAUGUGAGGUGAAAAAAAGAAAUUAUAAAGAAAUGAACUAUGUUCAGAGGAAAAGAAUAGAUUUAUGUCAGUGUAUAUGUGUAUAAAGAUAGGGCAGUGGUGUUAGCAGAAGUAUAACUACUAUACUGAUAUGGAGAACCCAGAAAAGAAAAGUUGAGAGUGUGAUGAUUCGUUUAAGUGGAGGGUAAAAGCUGUGUUAUUUUUCUUGUUGUCACAGUAUCUGUCUGUCAGCCAUUAGGGUUAAAUGUGAGAGAAAAUGGGGAAGAGGAGAGAAUAAAGUUGUUUGGAACCAAGAGAAAAAGUUAAAAGAGAAAAUGGGUAAAGGAGAAAGAAAAGAAAAGGUUGUUUCUUUCAUGUGAUUAAAGUUUACUUUAAGGGACUC
Molecule: messenger RNA, 3580 nt
Organism: Carica papaya (papaya)
Lineage: Eukaryota; Viridiplantae; Streptophyta; Magnoliopsida; Brassicales; Caricaceae
Product: zinc finger CCCH domain-containing protein 46-like
Molecular function (GO): metal ion binding; RNA binding
Source: RefSeq, a predicted model, not a curated record